Messenger RNA from Phyllopteryx taeniolatus (common seadragon), 3709 nucleotides. It is a transcript of the gene sec24d, whose product is annotated as SEC24 homolog D, COPII coat complex component. The transcript has 22 exons. Gene Ontology annotation, biological process: intracellular protein transport; endoplasmic reticulum to Golgi vesicle-mediated transport; COPII-coated vesicle cargo loading. The record is from RefSeq and is a predicted model, not a curated record. Bases 171 to 3188 code for a protein of 1005 amino acids. Gene Ontology annotation, cellular component: endoplasmic reticulum exit site; COPII vesicle coat. NCBI's taxonomy places the organism in Eukaryota, Metazoa, Chordata, Actinopteri, Syngnathiformes, Syngnathidae. Gene Ontology annotation, molecular function: SNARE binding; zinc ion binding.
GUGGCUUGCUGUCCUCCCUCCCUUCCCUUCUGCCGACGUCACACCGACCGCCCGGUGCUUUUGGAGUUUGACGUGGCACUCGGCAUUCCGCGAAUCCACCAGACGAGGCCAACUCAAGCCCAUCGCACAGACUGUCGGAGGCCAGUUCUUGGCAUGAGAAGAGCGUCCAAAUGAGUCAGCAGGGUUACGUUGCCGCACCGCCGUACUCCCAGGCGCAGCCGGGGUUGGGGGGCUACCAAGGCGGAUUCGGGCCCGGUCCUGCCCAGCCCCACUACGGACACUACGGAGGAGCACCUCAGGCGUACGCGGGGCCUCCUACGGCUGCGCUGAAGUCGCCGAUGUCCUCGGCUCCUGGCGUGCCUCCACCUCCUGGGUCCAUUCCUUAUAAUCCAAACAACCAGCAGAAUGGGGCUCAUCCACAAAGGUAUCCACCGUCCAGUUUCGGACAAGCUGCGCAGUCGUCGUACAACAGCAUGGCCUCUCCGGCCCCGCCUCCGCCGAUGCCGCUCACCAAUCAGAUGAGCGCCAUGAACUUGGGCAACUACGGACCCGUUCAGAACCCCCCGUCCGCGACGAGCCCCGUGGCCCAGCAGCCUUUCCAGGCACCCCCGCCUCCGGCCGGCGCGCAGCCCCUUAUGCAACCGCAGAUGGCCCCGCCGGCAAGCACGUGCAUGGGCCGACCCUUCCCUGGACCGGCUCCUCCUACAGGGCCCGGAGGGUUCCAUCAGCCAGGUCCUGGGCCUGCGGGUCCACUUGGGUACCCGCAACAAGCAGGUCCGUUUAUGGGAGGCCACAUGGCAGGACCCCAGCCAGGGGGCUUCCCUGCAGGACUGGGCCCACAAGCCGGUCCGCCCCAGAAGAAACUGGAUCUGGACUCCAUCCCCAGCACGACCCAAGUCAUUGAGGACGACCAAGCCAGACACGGGGGGCAAGUCUUCGGCACCAACAUCAGAGGACAAGUUCCACCUCUGGUCACCACCAACUUCACGGUCCAAGACCAAGGCCAUGCCAGUCCCAGGUUCAUCCGCUGCACCACCUACUCCUUGCCGUGUACCGCCGACCUGGCCAAGCAGUGCCAGGUGCCGCUGGCCUGCAUUAUCAAACCGUUUGCCCGUUUGCCUAAGAAUGAGACGCCAUUGUACCUGGUGAACCACGGCGAAAGCGGUCCCAUCCGCUGCAACCGAUGCAAGGCCUACAUGUGUCCCUACAUGCAGUUCGUCGACGGCGGCCGCCGCUACCAGUGCGCUUUCUGCAGCUGCGUCAAUGAAGUGCCUGUCUUCUACUUCCAACAUCUGGAUCACAUGGGUCGCCGGGUGGACUUCUACGAGCGGGCGGAGCUGUCGCUGGGAUCCUACGAGAUGGUCGCCACGCUGGACUACUGCAAGAACAACAAGCCUCCCAAUCCGCCCGCCUACAUCUUCAUGAUCGACGUGUCUUACAACAACAUCAAGAGCGGGCUGGUCAGGCUCAUAUGCGACGAGCUGAAGACGCUGCUAGACAAGCUGCCCAGGGAGGAGGGCGCCGAGAGCUCGGCCAUCAAGGUGGGCUUCGCCACCUACAACAAGACGCUCCACUUCUACAACGUCAAGAGCUCCAUGUCGCAGCCGCAGAUGAUGGUGGUGUCCGACGUGGCCGAGAUGUACGUGCCGCUCCCCGACGGCUUCCUCGUCGACUUCCAGGAGUCCAGGGCGCUCGUCUACAACCUACUGAACCAGAUCCCCGACAUGUUCACUGACACCAACGAGAGCGAAACGGUUUUCGCUCCCGUCAUCCAGGCCGCUGUGGAGGCGUUCAAGGAAGCGGAAUGCAGCGGCAAGCUCUUCGUCUUCCACUCGUCCAUGCCCACCGCGGAAGCUCCCGGCAAGCUGAAGAACAGGGACGACAAAAAGCUGGUGAACACGGACAAAGAGAAGACGCUGUUCCAGCCGCUCAAGGCCACGUACGAGCAGCUCUCCAAGGACUGCGUGGCUCAGGGCUGCAGCGUGGACCUCUUCCUCUUCCCCAACCAGUACGUGGACGUGGCCACCUUGGCGGACGUGCCGUCGCACACCGGCGGCUCCGUCUUCAAGUACAACAACUUCCAGGUGGACACGGACGGCGAGCACUUCCUGCGGGACCUGAGGAAGGAAGUGCAGAAGAGCAUCGGCUUUGAUGCCAUCAUGCGUGUUCGUACCAGUACAGGCUUCAGAGCCACCGACUUCUUCGGCGCCAUCCACAUGAACAACACCACCGACGUGGAGAUGGCGGCGGUGGACUGCGACAAGGCGGUGACGGUGGAGUUCAAGCACGACGACGCGCUCAGCGAGGAGACGGGCGCGUUCAUCCAGUGCGCCUUGCUGUACACCACGGUCGGCGGGCAGCGGCGUCUGCGGGUCUUCAACCUCGGCCUCAACUGCAGCUCGCACUUGUCCGAGCUCUACAAGAGCUGCGAGACAGACUCGCUCGUCAACUUCUUCGCCAAAUCAGCCAACCGCGCCAUCCUCAAUCAGCCCCUGAAGAACGUGCGGGACAUUCUGGUCAACCAGACGGCGCACAUGCUGGCCUGCUACAGGAAGAACUGCGCCAGCGGCUCGGUCGCCAGCCAGCUGAUCCUGCCCGACGCCAUGAAGGUGUUCCCGGUCUACAUGAACAGCCUGAUGAAAACGGCCCCGCUGACCGGCAGCACAGAGCUGUCGACAGACGAGCGGGCCCAUCAGAGGCUCGCGGUCAUGGCAAUGGCGGCGGAGGAAACCCAACUGCUGCUCUACCCGCGCCUUAUCCCGCUGCACAACAUGGAUGUUAGCAGCGAGGUCCCGCCCACCCCGGUGCGCUGCUCCGAGGAGCGGCUGGCGGACGGCGGCGUGUUCCUGCUGGAGAACGGCCACGCCUUGUUCCUCUGGUUGGGCCAGGCCAGCCCGCCGGAUGUGAUCCAGAGCCUCUUUAACGUGCCCUCCCUCGCCCACCUGCAGGCCCACAUGUGUGUGCUGCCGGAGCUGGACAACCCAUUGUCCAAGAAGGUCCGAUCCAUCAUUAAUGACCUUCUGGAAAAGAGGUCCAGAUCAAUGAAGCUUCACAUCGUGCGACAGAAGGACAAGCCCGAGAUGAUGUUCCGCGAAUUCCUGGUGGAGGACAAAGGCCUGCACGGCGGCACCUCCUACAUGGACUUUCUUUGCUAUGUUCACCGGGAGAUCAGACAACUGCUCACUUAAGGAAGGGAAGGAGAAGAAAAAAAAUAAAUAAAAAAAUCCCCUCACCAGAAACUCCAAGGGAAUUUUCACAUUCCUGGACCAAACACAGAAAGCGGAGAGUGACGUUUAACCCCGCAAGUGCCAAAGUUGCCUUUUCACCUACAUUCCUGCCUGGUGAUCGACCCCAGACAAAUGGCCCUACGUUGGAAUUUCACAUUAAACCCUCGUGUUAUUGUACUCAUUAUAUCAAGCAAAUUUGGGUUACUUUUAAUGCCAGUCAAUCCAGAAUGAUCAUGAGACAAGGAACUUUUUUUUUUUUUUUUUUUUAAAGAGGGAAGUUGAAAGAAUACCUAUCUAUUUCAUUUCCUGCAAAAUUGUGCACGUCAACGUUCCUAAUUCCAUAUUGUCCUUUGUGCUGCCUUCAAAUCUCGUUUUUUUGUUUUUUGUUUUUUUUGUACAAGAUAAAUGCAACUUUUGCCAUCUGCCUUUUAGUUGAUAUUUGACAGCCUAUUUGGUUUGAAUUAAAACAUAACCUCAGGUCA